UUAAGCAUGUCCAGGUAGCGGGUGUUUUGAAACAUAAAAGGUUGCACCCUCGUGUGUGCCUUGUGUUGAAAGGAGCCGACGCAGCCGACAGCAGCAGGAGCAAAUGGCCUGCGCUGAUGGGGACAGGCAGGAAGUCCUUUGGGGCAUUUCUGUUUCAUCGCAGCUUUUCCUGGGGCUGGAAGCUGAUCAGUAUCUCUUUUGGGGGCCUGAACCCUUUUCUCCUACGCCAGAUCCAGAACCAACACACCUACCACUUGGAGAAGUUCCGGCUGGAGCUGACCGAGCUGGAGGCCAUCCGUGAGGACUUCCUGCGUGAGCGGGACACCAGCCCUGACAAGGGUGAGCUGGUCAGUGACGAGGAGGAGGAGGAUACCUGAGUGGGCUCCGGGACGCUGCUCUUCUUGCCUUCACAACCAAAGUGUGCCCAAAGGGCGAAAGCACGCUCAAAAGCCAGAAUGUAACAUGUGUGGCCUCUGGGGAUCUGCUGGGCAGAUGUCCCAAGCCAGGCUGCACUUCCUCAUUUCCCACUGUGCGGGGCAGGGGUGGGAGGUCUAAUCUGUUUACAGCCAUUUCUGUGCCAUGCUUUCGGUUACACGUAUCUCAGUCACGCUUUCUGCCUGAUUGGUGGAUCCUCGGGCUGACCAGUGGCUAUUUGCAAGAGCCUGUUUCCAGCCUCCAGUGCCCUGGAGGUCCCUGGCCUCCACUGGCUGCCAUGUCAGGGGGCCCUUCUGGCAGGGGCUGCCCUACGCUGCUGUUCCUCCUCCGAACCUUCACCCCAACACCCAGCCUGUGGCCCCUGCAAGGGGGAACCUUGCCAGCUGGGAAACCCAAAGGCCUGUCCAAAUGCGCGCACCAGGACCGAGGGGAGCUCCCUCCCCACACCUGCUGGGAAUUGCCAACUUUUAAAUGGAUGGGGCUUUUCAUGGGUUGAACCUCUGUUCAUACUUUUGUACACUUUCACUACAGUUUAUAUUUUUAUAGGCUAUUUUCUCAAGGUGUUUCUAGAUUCCACAUAUCUAUUUUAUAUAACAAGUUCUUAUAUGUGACUCCCUUGUGUGUAUCUGUGCCAGCCUCAGCCUCCGAGUUGCUCUUCCCUCUGGCCCUGACUCUCACUGACUCACCGAUGUGAUGUGCGGGCCCACUUCUUACCCCAGGUAGCCUCGGGCGCUGCCUGUAGUCAUGCUGACAGCUGUACAGUAGCCGCCAAGACUGCUGACGGCUGGAGACGGUUCUGGUUUCAACUACGGUAUGUCGAUAUCUGAAGUAUUCUAGACGGAUCCUCGGUUGGGUUUUCUAACUAUAUGUUUGUAUUGCACAGAUCCCCACCCGCCAUCCUAUAGUGUUGUCUUCCCGUGUGUUCCGGGGCUUCUGGGCAGCUGGGCCUGCCCGGGGAAGUCCUUGCAGGUGGGAGGCCAUGCAGAGACCCAGUGUGUGCCACUGAGCGUCCCACCGCUGCUGGGCAACUGGAGGACUGCAGGGGGCGCCAGGUGACUCUCUCCUUUUAUAUCACAGCAGCUCCUGUGCUGACCUUCAAGUGACGUUUUGGAACUGUAAUACUAAAGGAAGAAAGCUACUAAUUUGUAUAAUAUUC
This is a messenger RNA of Symphalangus syndactylus (siamang), 1591 nucleotides long. RefSeq names its product TBC1 domain family member 2B-like. Lineage: Eukaryota; Metazoa; Chordata; Mammalia; Primates; Hylobatidae. The record is from RefSeq and is a predicted model, not a curated record.